This is a messenger RNA of Ruditapes philippinarum (Manila clam), 4969 nucleotides long. RefSeq lists its product as uncharacterized. Lineage: Eukaryota; Metazoa; Mollusca; Bivalvia; Venerida; Veneridae. The record is from RefSeq and is a predicted model, not a curated record. Bases 363 to 1109 code for a protein of 248 amino acids. The transcript has 2 exons.
GAAGCUUGAAUUGACCCCCCGAGAUGCCGUGUUCGAGAUAAUACGCAUGUGUGCAUGUCGACUUAUUUUAACGCGAUACGAUGUGUUGUGUCGUCGCUUAACGUAAUAAAUAAGGCGUCUUGCCAUUGAAACUUUCUACGUCUUGCUGACAUCAGUUCAGACAUCAUCACAUUUUUUUGUCUACAUUUUCCAUAAGACGAUCUAAUUUAUAUCGAUAUAUUUUUUUUUGUCGAUAAAAUGUUAAUAUUUUCUCAACAUCAAGCCAUGCAACUUAACAUACCUUAUGUUGAUAUAACUGCAAAGGUGAAUGAAUUUCUAUGUGUCUAUUCGAACAAUACGCAUUCUCUUCUUGUCACUGACCUAUGGCUGUUUUACAAUUACUGGUAGACAUUUGGUUAUUUUUAUUCUUAAAUCAAGAUGUGGGAGCAGUAUUUCCUGGAUUUAAAGUAAACAAAUUAAGAUAUGCUCUCGUGACCUAUUACUUCCGGCUAGGGUAUACCUGGAAAGAGAUAUGUGGAUUCAUUUGCUGUGCACACAACAUUAUGAUAACUCUUCGACAGAUCCGUCGGAUCGUUCAACGCUUAGGACUAAGAAGAUACGGUUUGUACUCUCCUUUACCGAGGGCUAUAAGGCAACUUUGCCACUGUGGUUUCUCAAAUUCGGGCUACCGUACAAUCUGGAGAGUAUUACAGUCAUCAGGUAAAGUUGCUGCAACUCAAGACACAGUGAGACAAAUAGUUAAGGCGAUGGACCCAGCUGGUGUCAACUUACGGUUAAGGCGUCGGUUACGCAGACGAAUAUAUGUCAAUCGUGGUCCUAACUUUAUUAUUCACAUUGACGGAUACGAUAAGCUUAAACCUUUUGGGAUAUCAAUACAUGGGGCUAUUGAUGGUUACUCAAGAAAUGUGCUGUGGCUGAGAGCAGCAUACACAAAUAACGAUCCAAAGAUUAUUUCAAGAUAUUACAUUGAAUACAUUAAAACAAUAAAUCAACUGCAGAUGGUUGUUCGUGCGGAUUACGGCACAGAAAAUUCGGUCGUUCGAGAUCUUCAAAUGACGAUUGUUCGUCUGGAAGAACAUUGUGAACAGUGCAUGUCCACUUCUGUGUGAACUCAAUGAUAUAGAUGUCCUUUCUCAAAGGUACUCUUCAAUGACACAAAGGGUAAGCUGUAGGGGUAUGUUUGUACAGCUCCUAGCAGAAGUAACUGCAUGGUCGGGACAGAGAUCAACUUCAAUAGCCAAGCACACUUGAAAUCGCUACGGUUCUGUUUAAAGAACUACGGAAUACCUUGACAAUUUGUAAAAUAAUGUUGUUUAAUAAUGUUUUAUUGAAACGCAUUUAAACAAAAGCCAUUUUUAUGUUUUUAAGUUACAUAAUGCAAUAACAGUUGCGGAAUUAAAACAUUCAUACUUCUACUAAUCAAUCUUUAUUUAUUUUUAUUGUGAAAGUAACUAUACUUUUGAAAUAAAAUUUGCGAUUUCCGUGUUAUAUGUAUUGUUUUGUUCCAUUUCUAUCAUAUAGAUAAACUGGUAUAAAUCUUUGUAGAACCAACUUGUAAUUAAUUCAUUCAAAUUGUCGUGAAUUUCCUAAUAUCUGCUGCCACAAAAGACAAAACGGUUUCCCUGAAUUGAGAGUUCAAUAUUCAAUUCAUGAAGUUGAAAUUGUGAAUUAGUGAAUCUUAGAUCAUGAAGUUCAAGUGAAUGUUAAUUCGUGAAAUUAUGAAGUUGAAAUCGUAAAAUCGUGAAUUUCGUAUGUUGAAAACAUGAAUUCACAAUGUUAAAACUUUGAAUUCACGAAGAUGUCAUUGGGAAUUCACGAAGUUGAAAAGUCCCCACCGGCCUUUCCGUACAGUACCAAUCUCAUUCAUAAUAUUCUUUAAGUUGUCACUGAGAUUCAUUUAAGGAUAACAAUUAAUUAAUAAGUAUGGUUCUAAACAAAAAACCGAGUCUUAGUAGAGGAACCAGAAUCACAUUUUAUUACAUAUUAAUUAAGAUAAGCAAGUGUGUAUUAAUUCAGGGUAGCUGAUAAGAAUCGCCACGGGCACAAAUGCUAUUUUUAUAGUGUUGAUAAUUAACUUAAAAAAAUUACAAGACCACAGCUUUAACAGAAACCUUAUUAUUUUUAAUUUAACACAACGCUUCUUGAUUUGUUGUUGCUUUUUUUUUUGGGGGGGGGGCUCAUUAAUACAUAUUGAAAUAAAAUUAAAACAAUGGGUUAUUUUUUACCUCCUACUAGUUUGAAAAUAUUAAACUGAUAAACUUUUAAUUUAAAAGACAUUUAAACAUUUAAGUCUCUCGUACAUUAAACAAAAAAAUCAGGACUAUAACUUAUCGAUAUAACCAUUAGCAUAUUAUUCGGCGAGACGUACAGACAUACGGUCGAAAGGCUAUUCCAUUUGAAGUUUCAGAAAGAAAUAAACUAACAAGUGUCUUAUAUAACUUAAAUCAAACAUGGUCCUUCUUUGUUCUCUCAGCUAUGCCUGGUAUGUUUUCCGGUCAAUGACCGGUCUAAAAUCAUUUCCUGUAUAAUUUACAGACAAGAACUGAAUAUAAGAAAAAGUUCUCAUUGGUCAUUUUAAAUAUACAAAGAAAUCUGGGAAUCUCAUUGACCAUUUUUACAUAAAUAAUGAUAUAUCGAUGCUAAAAUUUAAAGGAUAGUUCUUGCCAUUAUAAAAUAAUAGGUAAAGAAUAUCUAUAUUAUGGCAUGUUAAGCUUUACAAUAUUCAAUAAAUUAAAUUUUUGUUCUAUAUCCAAUAUUUAUAUUGUAUAACUCACAUUUGAUUUGAAUUUGUGACUUGAGCAAUAUUGAUGUUUUAAUUUUUUUUUCUUUAAAAUAUUGUAUCAUUUAUUUAGUUAUACUGUACAGUACUUUUGAACGUGUCAAUGUGCAUGAAAAAAGUGCUUAAGAAGUUUGGCAUACAAUAAUAAUAAUAAUAAUAAUAAUAAUAAUAAUAAUAAUAAUAAUUAUUAUUAUUAUUAUUAUUAUUAUUAUUAUUAUUAUUAUUAUUUUAUAUUCUAUACCACACUAUUUAUUCAAUCCUGCUAAAUAUUUGUUAAUCAUAAAAAAUAUUUGUGUGCGAUAAUUUUCUAUAUGUAUGUGGUAUAUUUGAAAAUUUAUAUUGUAUAAUUAAAAAUAUUUAUUGUAUAGAUCUACUGAAAAAUAUUUAUUCGAUAACUUGAAUCAUGGGAUAGAGCAUACAAAUACCGCCUAUAAAUUAAGCACGAAUUGAUGGUAAGGCGUUAUCAUCAUCAUUAAACUAGACUAUAGUGUAGGGGAAAUGAACAGCGUCCCUGUGAAUAGAGCAAAUGCUUUAUCCUCCUUAUAAAUGUAUAUGUAUGUCUAAUAAAUGGAAAUAAAUUUUAAAAUCUUCAGGACAUACAAUAGUAAUGGUCUUCAUAUGCCUAAUAAUUUAACCACGAUAUGAACCUAUGUGAGGAUAUCAUGUAAGAUGCAUUUACAUAAAAAUACAGGGAACGUAAAUCGGAAUAUAUCCAACAAGAAGCAUUAACAAAUGAAAAUGUUAUGCCGUUAAUGCAAUUUGCAUGUAAAGUGACCCGGCGGACGGUAUAACUUUGAAAUUUGACGUUAACGACGUCGCAAGCGUUUCCUCAUUUACGAAGUAGGCCAAUACCAUUUUUACAUGUCUGAUCCACUGCCUAUAUAUAAAUACUCUGUAAAAGUCGGUAUCAUUGGCCAGCCCGCAUAGCUCAAUCGGUUAGAGCGCGAGACUUGUAAUCUCGACAUUGUGGGUUCGAUUCCCGGGCUGGCAAACUAAAAUUACUAAUCAGUCUUUCGGAUGAGACUUUAAAUCGAGGUCCCGUGUAUGGGUGCUUAAACACUUGGCACGCUAAAGAACCUGGGGGCCGUUUUAUCAACGCUCUACGACGUGUCGUAGGCUAGUUUUUUGUCGCAGACAUGUCGAAGAACGUUAAGACCGUUUUAUUAACGUUUGUCGUAGCCUACGACGUCGUAGAAAAUGUCGCAGCUCUACGACAGGGUUGGGGCUGUCGUACGACGUUUCUGUGACGUUAAGACUGGCGAUCACUGUUUACAUGUAUACAUGCUCAGCACAUUAUUUUUAUUAAAUAACUUUUUCAGAAUAAAAAAAACAUAUUUCAAUUGUUUUUGUUUUCUUUUAAUGUCAAACGCUUAUAUAAGGGCUUUAUACAUGCGCUCUAAGUAUAGAAAGAAACAGAAUAUACAAAUCUUAUACCCUAUAAAAAUGUCUAAAAUAUCGUUCAUUUGGAGCAAAUAUGCCCUUACGGUCAUACUCUAUUCUAUUAAUAAUGAGUUCCGAAGAUUUCUUCGAAAAUAGAAUAAAAAUAACUUUACUCACAUCUAUUUUAUUUCACAUUUGGAAAAAUCAUAAUAUUUUAACUAAAUUUUACAUAAAUUUAGAUAUUUCUUUGAAGAAAACCAAAUGGUAUAAAAAAGGACACCGGAAAGUUACCGUGGUCAUGAUUCCGGAAGAACAAUUUUAAAAAGAAAAAAAAUAGUCAAUAGAAUAUAAAAAAGUUCAAAAAGACAAGGCGACAUUAACCAAAAGUUACCGUGGAUGAAAAGCAUCAAUGUUUAAAUUAUCAAAUUUUAUGAUAAACUGCAAUAUACAGUGAAGAUAUAAUAAUUCAGUCUGCACAAUUUGCAUGGUGUAUUAAUUAUGCAUUUUAAUUCUUAAAAAAAAUCAAGAAUCCGAACUGUAACUACGUAAUUUGCAAUCCCGGGGUGGGGAGUUAUUUAGUAUACUACAACUACAUGAGAUAUACGUAUAUAUAUCUAUAAGUAGCCUGGGAUUCAGGCGUUGAUAUAUUUUUUGCUUAUUCAUAACUUACGCGCUAUUUCAUACUCGAUACUCAGAGAUAACACAACAUCACUGGUUUUGAUAGUAUCAAUAUAUGAGCUGUGUCACGACAAAACCAACAUAAUGGGUUUGCGACCAGCAUGGAUCCAGACCAGCCUGCGCAUCCGCGCA